UUUCCAACCGGGGCCUAAAUGCUGAGUGGAGCCACCAACAUGGAGGUUACGGAGGGUAAAAGGAACUUCACUUGAAAUUAGUCUUCCCCAUCCUGUCAUGGUUAAACCUGGGACAAGGAGGUGUUCUGAAGAGGUGGGAGGAAGAAAAUUUUCUUUGACAUAAAGAAAUUGCUGGUUUGACUGCACCUGUGCAAGCCCGAAUUUGUUGCGCUAAGAUUACAACUUAUUCUAAAGAUCUGGACUGUGCCCUUAAGGGCAAAUCAUAAAGUCAGCAAGAUUGCUAAUAGCAAUGAUACCGAGGCUGGAAUUAGUACUAUGGGAAGUUUAGGUAGCUGUCUCUUGCUGCCUCUUUUAAAACGAUGACUAAUAUCCGUGAUGAAAGGUCAACCAGGUUGUCAUGACAACCCCCACCUCUUUUGAGGGGGAUCACUCGACUCCUACAUUCUUUGUUGGAUGCGAGGAGGAUGAAAUUGAUGAUCUGGAAUCAAACAUGAAGGCAGAAGACCUUGACCUUUACGACGAUGAAAAUGAUUCAGAUUCGCCUCCUGAACGCCAAAUCCUGGUGGGGAUUUGUGCAAUGGCGAAGAAGUCAAAAUCAAAGCCAAUGACACAGAUCCUAGAACGUCUGUGUAAAUUUGAGUAUAUCAGUGUGGUGAUAUUUAACGAAGAUGUCAUUCUGAAUGAGCCUGUGGAGAACUGGCCAGUGUGUGACUGUCUGAUCUCUUUCCAUUCUAAAGGUUUUCCUUUGGAUAAAGCAGUAGCUUAUGCUAAACUCAGGAAUCCAGUUCUCAUCAAUGACUUGAAUAUGCAAUAUUACAUCCAAGACCGGAGAGAAGUUUAUCGGAUUUUACAACAAGAAGGGAUAGAUCUUCCCCGUUAUGCAGUGUUGAAUCGUGAUCCAGACCGGCCUGACGAAUGCAGCCUGGUGGAAGGUGAUGAUCAUGUGGAAGUAAAUGGUGAAAUCUUCCAGAAACCCUUUGUUGAGAAACCCGUGAGUGCGGAAGACCAUAAUGUGUAUAUUUACUACCCUGUGUCAGCAGGGGGAGGCAGCCAGAGGUUGUUCCGUAAGAUUGGAAGUCGGAGCAGUGUUUACUCCCCUGAAAGCACCGUGCGUAAAACUGGAUCUUACAUCUAUGAAGAGUUCAUGCCAACAGAUGGAACGGAUGUAAAGGUUUACACUGUUGGUCCUGACUAUGCACAUGCAGAGGCACGCAAAUCACCAGCUCUGGAUGGGAAAGUGGAACGGGACAGUGAAGGAAAAGAGAUACGUUAUCCUGUGAUGUUAACUGCCAUGGAAAAACUAGUUGCUAGGAAAGUCAGCGUAGCUUUUAAGCAAACAGUUUGUGGUUUUGAUCUGCUGCGUGCAAAUGGGCAUUCUUAUGUUUGCGACGUCAAUGGAUUCAGCUUUGUGAAAAACUCCAUGAAAUACUAUGAUGACUGUGCGAAAAUCCUAGGUAAUAUAAUUAUGCGGGAGCUCGCUCCUCAGUUGCAGAUUCCGUGGUCCAUACCCACAGAAGCUGAAGAUAUUCCCAUUGUUCCAACUACUUCAGGAACUAUGAUGGAACUGCGCUGUGUUAUUGCAAUCAUUCGACACGGUGACCGAACCCCAAAACAAAAGAUGAAGAUGGAAGUGAUGCAUCCAAAAUUCUUUGACUUGUUUGAAAAGUACGAAGGAUACAAGACUGGCAAACUAAAGUUAAAGAAACCAAAGCAGCUUCAGGAAGUUCUAGACAUCACCCGUGAGCUUCUAGCAGAACUGGGCCAGCAUAAUGACUGUGAAAUAGAGGAGAAGAAAUCCAAGCUAGAGCAGUUAAAGACUGUGCUGGAAAUGUAUGGUCACUUUUCUGGAAUCAACAGGAAGGUUCAGAUGACAUACUUGCCUCACGGUCAACCCAAAACUUCUAGCGAAGAGGAAGAUUCAAGGAGGAAUGAUCCAUCACUACUUUUGGUAUUGAAAUGGGGAGGGGAACUGACUCCAGCAGGCAGGGUGCAAGCAGAGGAGCUUGGCCGAGCAUUUAGAUGCAUGUACCCUGGAGGCCAAGGGGAUUAUGCUGGCUUUCCUGGUUGUGGCUUACUUCGUCUACACAGCACAUACAGGCAUGAUCUGAAGAUCUACGCGUCUGAUGAAGGCAGAGUCCAGAUGACUGCAGCAGCUUUUGCUAAGGGGCUCCUCGCACUGGAGGGUGAGCUGACUCCAAUUCUUGUGCAGAUGGUGAAAAGUGCCAACAUGAAUGGUCUACUGGACAGUAAUAGCAAUUCCCUCAGCAGCUGUCAGCACCGUGUCAAAGCAAGGCUUCACGAGAUCAUGCAGAAGGAUCAGAUGUUUACAGAGGAGGAUUACACCAAGUUGGCUCCAACCGGCAGCGCUUCCCUUAUUAACUCCAUGAAAUUAAUUCAAAACCCUGUCAGUACCUGUGACCGAGUAUAUUCCCUGGUCCAGAGUCUCACCUCUCAGAUUAGAAAGAGAUUAGAAGACCCCAAAUCAGCAGACCUUCAGCUGUACCACAGUGAAACUCUGGAGCUGAUGCUGCAACGCUGGUCAAAGCUGGAGAGAGAUUUCAGAAUGAAAAGUGGUCGCUACGACAUCAGCAAAAUCCCGGAUAUCUAUGAUUGUAUUAAAUAUGAUGUGCAACACAACAGCGCCUUGAAACUUGAGGAUACCUUGGAGCUCUUCAAACUCUCCAAAGCCCUUGCGGACAUCAUUAUUCCUCAGGAAUAUGGCAUAAACAAAGAGGAGAAGCUGGAUAUUGCCUAUGCAUAUUGCCUUCCAUUGAUCAAAAAAAUGCAACUUGAUCUACAACGGACGCAUGAAGACGAAUCUGUCAACAAACUGCAUCCACUCUAUUCCAGAGGGGUGAUGUCUCCUGGGCGCCAUGUUCGAACACGGCUUUAUUUCACGAGUGAAAGUCACGUCCAUUCUUUGCUGAGUUUGUUUCGUUAUGGAGGUCUCUUGUGUGAGCUAAAGGAUCAACAGUGGAAGAGAGCCAUGGACUAUCUCGGAGCAGUCUCAGAACUGAAUUAUAUGACCCAAAUUGUCAUUAUGUUGUAUGAGGAUAACAAUAAGGAUCCUUCUUCAGAAGAACGGUUCCACGUGGAACUUCAUUUCAGCCCAGGUGCUAAAGGCUGUGAUGAAGACGAAAAUGCCCCCACAGGGUCUGGGUUUCGGCCUGCAUCAGCUGAGAAUGAAGGUGGAUCAAAGACUGAUCAAGGAAGCAUGGAGGAUCUUUCAGAGAAUCGGGGAAGUGAUGAUGCGGAUGGGUUUCUUCCAGCUUUGCCUCAGCCAGCAGAGCCUUUCCAGAGUCACAGGAAGACUGCCCUGACCAAGACUAGGAAGAUGGGUUCAAUGGAGGUGCUUUCUGAGAAUUCUUCAAAGUACAGCGGAUACCGGUUACUGGCUCCUCCAUAUUCCAGACAGCUGUCUGAUGUAAAACAGAGCGGUCUGGGUUCCCAGUGUGCUGGUUUGUUCAGUACCACAGUACUUGGUGGCUCUUCUAGUGCCCCUAACCUCCAAGACUACGCCCGCUCGCACCGCAGAAAAAGUGGCUCCAGUUACUUUUCUUUGAAGGAUGAAAUGUUAUCUAUGCCAGCCGUUAAAAGAUUUUCUGUCUCGUUUGCAAAGCAUCCGACUAAUGGUUUUGAAGGAUGUUCAAUGGUUCCUUCGAUCUAUCCUUUGGAAACACUCCAUAAUUCUCUGUCCCUGAAACAAGUGAAUGAAUUCCUUACGUCCAUAUCUGAAAUUUGUGGGAAAUCUCACGAUGGAACAUCAAAAGAACUUUCAGCAAUGUUUGAGACUAUGGGGAAUAGCCAGCCUACAGUAGAUGAGUAUAUUCCUCAACAAGUCCUGCCCUCCACAGUUACCUCCCUUUCAUCACGUCCUCGCUCAGAAAACCCUCCAUGGUGAGCUUGCAAAUGUCAGAGUGAAAUCUGACCCCUUCAAUGAGCAUAGGAAUAUAAACAGACACUGAACUUCACAAUGAAGUGGUUACAAACAGUGAGGAGACGAAAUAAAUACGAGGGACAGUGAAAAUCUCUUCCACCAACGACGCACUCAAAUAUAUAGCAGGAGCAGGCUACUUGGCCCCUCAAGCCUGCUCUGCCAUUCAAUAAGAUCAUGGCUGAUCCGAUGAUAAGCUCAAAUCCACAUUCCUGCUUACCCCAGUAACUUCUCACCUGCUACCUUACCAACUGUAUCUUUUCCUUAAAAAUACUCUAAGACUGUACUUCCACCAACUUUUCAGGAAAAACAUUUGAAAUGUCUUGGUCUUCGAGAAAAACUGUUUUACCUCAUCUCUGUCUUAAAUGGUGACCCUUUAAUUUUAAACAGUGACCCUAGUCCUGCACCCGCCCCUAUUGGGGAAACAUCCUCUCCACAUCUACCCUUCAGAAUCCCACAUUUCAGCUGAGGGGUCUUCAUACAGUGUAUCCUCCUGGAAGUGGUUUCUAUCGCCUGAGCUCCAGAGUGCCCUUGCUGCAGAGCUCAAUACACAGAGGAUAUGGUGGCAUAGUGGUAGUGUCACUGGGGUAGUAAUCCAGAGUCUGUGAUGAAAUCCCUGGGGUCAUGAAUUCAAAUCCCAGUGAGGUGGAAUUAAAAUUCAAUAAGGAAUUCUGGAAUUGGAAGCUACUUUCAGUAAAGGUGACCAUAAACUCACCAGCAAUUGGUGUAAAAACCUAUCAAUUCCAAAGGGGAGGUGAUGGUAGCCUAGUGAUAUUAUCGCUUGACUGUUAAUCCAGAGAUGCAGGUAAUGUUCCAGAGACUUGGGUUUGAAUCCCACCACAGCAGAUGGUGGAAUUUGAAUUCAAUAAAAAUCUGGAAUUAACAGUCUAAUGAUGACCAUGAAUCUAUUGUUGAUUGUCAGGAAAAUCCCAUCUAGUUCACUAAUUUUCUUUAGGGAAUGAAAUCUGCCAUCCUUACCUGGUCUGGCCUACGUGUGACUCCAGACCCCAUCAAUGGGGUUGACUCUUAACUGUUCUCUGGACAAAAAGGAUGGGGCGGGGUACAAUAAAUAAAAGUUUACUAAUGCCCUUCCUUCAGGAAAGGAAAUCUGCCGUCCAUACCCAUUCUGGUCUACAUGUGACUCCAGACCUACCUUCACUCUAAGCUGCUUGGCCAUCUGCGGGUGUGCACACCCUGACGCAUCAACUUCUGGUUUCACAGGAAGGUUCCCAGUCCUUCAGGAAUGUCUCUUGUACAUUGUCUUAGCCGCCCUCUGAAGAUGGCAGAGUUCAGUGGCUAUUAGUAUUGGGUGUCAAAUGCCAGCCUUGCCCAGUGAUGCCCAUAUACCAUGAAAGAAUUUAGAAAAUAAACAGGAAAAACUGCCGCUAUGACUGACCAACUCUCAGAACUACAUGUGGACCAAUGCCAAUCAGGCGCUAUCUGAAGCCUCUGUUGCUUGUUGUUGGCUGUGGAACAUAGUGGGUUUACAGCUUUCAACAAAGAAGGCUCAAUAUCUGCAGGUCAUGCCCCACAACCUCAAGCAAUUCUGCCAGCAUUUUAUUAUUUUCCCAAAGUAGGGUUCCCAAAAUCGAAUACAGUGCUCCAAUUGCAACCAAAACGAUGUUUUAUAAAAGUUCACUCUGCCUUCCCUGCUUUUAGUUAAAAAAGCUUUUUUAUUCUGUACACUUUAUCAAGCACUUUCUCAGUCUGCAGUGUCAUUUGUACACAUACACACCCAGGUCCCUCUGUUCCUGCACCAUUUUUAAGAGUUGUACAGUUUGUAUUAAAUUGCCUCAGUAAGUUCCUCCCGUCAAAAUAUAUCACUGGACAUUUCCCUGCGGUCAAUUUCAUUUGCAACAUGUCAGCCCCUUUUCUCAGCCUGCCUCUUAAUGACAUCCCUGGCCAGAGCUGGGGACUUUUUAAAAAUUCUUACACAGGAUGAGGACAUCGCUGGCCAGGCCAGUAUUUAUUGCCCAUCCCCGAUUGCUGAGAGGGCAGUUAAAAGUCAACCACAUUGCUGUGGGUCUGGAGUCACAUGUAGGCCAGACCAGGUAAGGAUGACAGUUUCCUUCCCUAAAGGACAUUAGUGAACCAGAUGGGUUUUUACAUGUAUUGAUACCAGUUUCAUAGUUACCAUUAGACUGUUAAUUUCAGAUUUUUUUUAUUGCAUUCAUAUCCCACCAUCUGCUAUGACAGGCUGCAAACCCAGGUCCCUAGAGCAUUGCCCACGUCUCUGGAUUAUUAAUGUAGCAAUAAUACCAUGUGGCCCAUUAUCCCGAGUCCUUCUAUUUAAGAGCACUAGAAAUAGGAACAGGAGAAGGCCGUUCGGCCCCUCGAGCCUGCCCCACCAUUCAAUAGAAUCAUGGCUGAUCCACAUUCCUCACAUCUACUUUCCUUCCCUUUUCUCAUAACCCCCGAUUCACUUUGUGCCCCUGGGUGGGGCCAUUGUAAAAAAGGAAUAAAGCCCCCUGAGAUAGUGGUAACAUUUUUGUGAAACUGCCUUUGGAUAUUUCAAUGUGUUAAAAUUACAAGAAAACUGUAAGCUUUUUUGUUGGCGAUCACAGCGGGUCAGCUUCGACUCUGAAGAAGAGUCAUCCAGAAUCAAUGAGAGCUUGCUCUCUCGCCUUGGAUACUUCCUGACCUAUCACAUUUUGAUUUCAGUACAGAUUCCAGCGUCUGCAUAAUUUGCUCCGAAGAUGUAAGCUCCUGUUGUUUGGAGGGCAAAUAAAUUCUAAAUCAUUGUCUGACUUGAACCACGGGCCCUGAGUAUAAGACGGACAUAAAUAAAUCCAACAGCGAAUUGACCCUGAAAGUGGAGCUGAUUACCACGGGGAAUACUGAUUAGCACAAUAUAGAACAAUGUGCAACAAUAAAAUACAUGUUUGGGGGACAAAGGGACCGAAGGAUGUGGUGGUAGGGUGAGGUGAGGAAAAGCAGGAGGGAGGAUCAUGUGGAGUUUAAACACUAGGACAGUCCCUAAUGGGGCGAAUGGCCUGUCUGAGCCCUGCAGAUUCUCUCAGACAGACAUCUGGGUGAGAAACUGACUGAAUCUCCAGCGCUGUCUAAUUAAUAUGCAAAUCACCAGCCUCCACUGUAAAAGGUUUCCAAUAUUAAGAGAUAAUGAAUCCUCCAGGUCUUACAUAUGUCGGCCCUGCCACCUGCACGUGUUUACCUAACUAUUCAUUAAAGUGUAAGACCAAAAAUAUAUUACAUUUACCGCGAGUGGCGUCAGCUGAAUGUUGAAAAGCUGCCUCACUAACAUCUCAUUUUCUCCCACCAGAUGCCGUUUCACAAAAAGAGCUGGGGCCAGAUUUUCAGAUUUUUUUUUAUAUACAUGAGAUUCGAAAAGUUUAUUAAAUUACACCAAUUCCUUCACAGAAAGUUCAGCAAACACUAUCCAGAUUAUUGCAGCAUUUAACGAACCGAACAGGGCAAUCUGUCCCGGGACGUUUUCAGCUUUUUCUCCUGGGACUGGUCUGGGAUGAGAUGUUUUUAUUUCUCUCUCGGAACCAGCUCACUGACCCACUGUUGGGUGUACGACUCCAUCUGCAGGUCAUACAUACGUGCAUUUAUAUAGCGCCGUUCGCGACCGCAAGUGUCCCAAGGCACACUUUACCUUCCAAUGUCGUCGUUUUUCUUCGUCGAGUUGCAGUCACUGUUGCAAUAAUGUAGGAAAUGCAGUGGCUAGUUUGUGCACAGCAAGAUCCCGCAACUAGUGAUGUGAUUCCACCAGAUAAUCUGUCUUUGUGAUAUUGGCGAGUGUCGGGAAAUGCUGGCUCCAAGCUAAAGCUUUGGGGAUACGGUUUCA
Messenger RNA from Rhincodon typus (whale shark), 7742 nucleotides. RefSeq names its product inositol hexakisphosphate and diphosphoinositol-pentakisphosphate kinase 1-like. The record is from RefSeq and is a predicted model, not a curated record. The transcript is spliced from 30 exons. Lineage: Eukaryota; Metazoa; Chordata; Chondrichthyes; Orectolobiformes; Rhincodontidae. Gene Ontology annotation, molecular function: 5-diphosphoinositol pentakisphosphate 1-kinase activity; inositol hexakisphosphate kinase activity; diphosphoinositol pentakisphosphate kinase activity. Gene Ontology annotation, cellular component: cytosol. Gene Ontology annotation, biological process: inositol metabolic process; inositol phosphate biosynthetic process. Bases 398 to 3901 code for a protein of 1167 amino acids.